AUGAGUAUAGUCUUGCGCCCUGCCGGAUGGACUGAGGGGGCCAUCAUGUACGCCAAAGGGGCCGACACGGCAAUGCUGCCACUGCUUUCGAGCUUCGACGGCAUGCUGCAGGAAAGCAGAACCGGCGCAAAGUACGAGGGAGGUCCAGACCCGCAGGACACACAGUAUGCUGAGUCGCGUUUUAGCAGGUCAACGACGAGCAUGAGAGAUGGAGCGGAUCGCCAGAACUUCCCACGAGUAGCUCCUGCAGGUUCUGUGGCCUACAACACGCCCCAUGAAGCAAGCCAAAAUUUUGCUUUUAGCAGCGAGCAGGCAGAGCCCUUCAAGCCCUGUCCCGCCCCUGAAAGCCGUGUGGAAGCAGACGUUGAGCUAGUUGAGCAGCAUCUGAAGGUCUUCUCGCUUCAAGGUUUACGCACCAUGGUUCUCGCUUGUAAGUACAUGAGUCAGGAUGAGACUGACGCAUAUCAACGCCUCUACAAUGACGCGUGUUCCUCGGUUUACAGCAGAGAAGAGCGUCUCGAGCAGGUGGCGGAGCAGUUCGAGCGGGACUUAGAGUACCUUGGCAUCACUGGAGUCCGGGACAAGUUGCAGGCCUAUGUGCCUGAGACACUUGAGCUCAUGAUGGAGGCCGGCAUCCGCGUGUGGAUUGCUACGGGUGAUGACGUCGAGUACGCUUUGCAUAUUUGUCAUAGCUGCCGACUUCUCACUAGCCAUACAAAGGUGUUCCACGCGGCUCUUGCCACAAGAGGCAAGCGAGCCAAACGGGAAGGAAUGUUGCUUUACGACAUGUUUCGAGAGGCGCGGAUACUUAAGCGUGCUGACGAACAUAUUUGCCUUGUCGUGACAGGGCCAAAUCUAGCGGCCUUCCUGAACCACCCAGAUUUGCAGACCUGCUUCCUAAACAUGGCGUGCUGUUGUGACGUCGUGGUGGCGGCGCGUGUGACACCGACUCAGAAAGCAGACAUGGUUCGGCUAGUGAAGAAGCGAUUAACACCGCAACCGAUUACUUUGGCCAUUGGUGACGGGAGCAAUGACGUGCCAAUGCUUCAGGAGGCGAGUGUGGGCGUGGCUAUUCGCACCGAACGAGGCACGUCAGUGGCAGGCUUUGCGGACUUUGCCAUCUCCGAAUUCAGGUUCUUGCAGAGGCUCCUCUUUGUUCAUGGGCGCCUCAAUUUUUUGCGCAUCUCUAAGGUCAUUCUGUGGACGUUUUUCAAGAGCAUUUUGCUAUCUUUUCCGGUGUUCUUGUUCCAGCCCAGUGCAUUCUGGUCCGCUGUGGAGCUCUUCGACCCGGUAUUGUAUAUGCUGGCGAACUUCCUCUGGACAGUUUUGCCAGCGAUUGUUUAUUCGUUUUCGGAACAAGACCUGCCGGAGCACUUACUACCCUCAAUUCCUGUUCUUUAUACCUUGGGAAGGCGCCGUCUAUACUUCAACGGGUUUACUUUUAGCUUUUGGACCGUUGAGGGAAUAAUUUACUCUUUGCUGACUUAUUACAUAUUGCAGGCAGCAUGGAUGGACUCGAAUGCAAUCCCUGGCGGCCAAACAAUGGGGUUCUUCUCAUUUGGUGCUAUUCUGCUCUUCGGCUUGAUAAUUCAAAGCAACUUGCGCAUGUUGAUGGAGACACACUUGUGGACUCCGACCUUUAUAUUAACUACCGUGGGCCUGUGCACACUUAUAUAUAUCCCUGUUUUGUACGUCUACUCUGCCAUUGGAUGGCCAUCGCGAGGCAUGUUGGGAGUUGCAUCCGAAGUUUUCGCCUGGCCACUACUGUAUUUUGUUGUGUUGCUUUGGAUUGGCGUUGGCAUAAUGCUGCAGGUCUUGUUAGCGGGUGUCAAGUCGUCCCUCUUCCACAACAUUGCGAACAACGUGAAGCAUUGGUUGGCACAGCGACAAGCAGAGCAUGAUAAAAGACGACGGGUCACAGGCUUACCUUUCGGGGAGCCUCGUCUUCGGCUUCUUCCCGGUGGUCAGGACGAGUACGGGCCUUUCUGUGGAACCAGCAGCUUGCUAUCAGCCGUGAAGAGACUGUUGUGGGUGUGCGGUUUUGGAGCCUGUCUACCAGCUCCGGGACCCGUACACCAGCUGGUGGACCGUCGUAUUCUCGCCUUUCUCCGGGACAAAUUCAAUCCUCUACGUCACAGCGAAGUGUCCACCAAGUUACCACCCCCCAGGAGGUUCCGCGUGAACGAGAACUUCGUCACUUACGGUGGCGAUAAGAAGGAGAAAGACUUAGGAGCUCAAGAGAAAGACGGUGGAGGCUCACAUGGCCGAGGGGGAGGCGCUGCAGAUGACGUCUCAAUGGAUUCGAACUCUUCUGGAAUGUCUUUUGAAGGGGAUAAGCAUCGAGACCGAGUCAAGCUGGUCAAAGUUUCACAUCUGAUUAAUCGCUUUUCUCUCAAAUUCAAGGACAUGCAGCUGGAGGCAGAUUACCAGAUCCACCAGAAGAAGUCGUUUGUCAAGCGUCUUGUCCCUUGGUACCGCGUCAUCUUUGUGUUUUUGGGUCUUUACCGCAUUGUUGCGUUUCUUGCUGAAUAUUUUAUCGACGCGUAUUGGGGAACGGAGAAGCGGGUUACACCGUGGAUGUGCAUUCCGACAGUCAUAGUAGUUUUAGGGCUGCUCGGUGCAACCCUGUCUACGUUUGGCCAGUUCUUCAUGGAUCAUUUUUCUUUUGUCUUGAGCUCCGUCAUCUUUCUCAUGCUGGCCGAGCAUGUCACCCUGUACGCAGCUGCGAAAAUGGACGGCAUAUUGAGCUCACUGUUAUUUCCUGUGUUUACGUUUGUCAUACUGCGCAUUUCAUUCUUGCAAGCUGUGAUGUGGAACAUCUUCUUUGUCCUCGCCUUCACGAUUAGAUAUAUCAUUGGACAGAGUCAGAGCUACCUUUCUCUUUCGGACCUCUACGACCACCUGCCGCUUUUCCUUGGUUCCAUCGUUUUUGUUGGGUUUGUCGGGUAUCGUCUUGAGUACAACCAGCGAAAGUCAUUUUUGCUGGAUUACAGCGUGGAGGCGAGCAGGCGAAAACAGCGAGAAAUUUUGAACACCAUGCUUCCACCUUUUGUUGUUGAUCAGAUGAUAAACGCGCCUUUGAACGAAGAUGGCAUUCCGUCUACUUUGGAGGCAGAAGACCGCGGGACUGUAUCAGUAGUCUUUUGCGACGUCUAUGAGUUCCAGCAAGUAGUUGCAUCCAUCGAACCUACUCGGCUUGUUGAAGUGUUGGACUCCCUUUUCCUUUGCUUUGACAAAAGUGCAGAGCAAUUUGGUUGCACAAAGAUCGAGACGGUCUUCGAAACUUACCUUGCAGCCGCUGGACUCCAGCCAGGGAAGGGAAGCGAGUCUGAUACGUCUCAAACGGAUGCAGGGGAUGCGCUGGACAUGGCACUGGCGAUGUUAGAAGUCGCUGCUCAGAUCCGCUAUGAAGUGACCCGCGACCUCUCAAAUGCUGUGGGCACUAACGACGAAGAACAGGCACAUGCUGCUGCCAGGAUGAGUAGCUCUGUAAUGACACGACAGAAGACGGCAACAUUGAGAACGGUGUUGAGUUCCCGGCCACAACGCAUUCGUGUCAAAAUCGGAAUCAACUCAGGUCGCGUCAUCAGCGGAGUCGUUGGAGCCAAGAAGCCCCAAUAUGCGCUCUUCGGUGACACAGUCAAUACGGCGAGCCGUAUGAAAACUACUGGUCAGCCGGAUUACAUCCACAUUAGCGAGAGCACGUACGACCUUGUAAAGGAUGAUACUACACUCUUUUAUGAGGCGCGAAAGACGCCGGUGAAGGGAAAGGGCGACAUGAACACAUUCCUGCUCGUACGAGUAAUGGGCUCAUCUUACCCCAAUUUCGGCGAGGACGAGCGCUCACUUUCGGGGCCAUUAGGCAGCAAAGACGGCGCCCUCAAUCCCUUCGGGCAAGGCUCGGCGUCACUUGGUGGGGAAAGGAUUCCAACCGUGUGGCCUGGGGCAGCUAACGUUGGUCCAACGUCGAAUGAGGCCAUUAUACCCAGCGCCGCGUCUUUUUCGCGUGAAAGGCAGCACACGCAGGAGUUCCCAGGAUCGGUAGCGCAGUCGAUUCCAUCAACUCCGCGUUUGACACCUGGGUUGACUUCGCGCUCUUCACUCUCCGAAUCGAUAUCUCCUCCGGAGGGAUCGAGUCCGCGGACGCCUUCCAUUCAUUCUCUCGAACGUUCACUUUCCAGGGGCCAGCGCAGCUACUCAACUAUGUCCAGCUCCGAGGCAGGAGCCAUUAGCAUGACUCCGCAGCAGCUUACUCGAGCAUACGCGCGGCAGGAGAGUGUCUCCCGUGUUUUGGCCUUCGCACGUGACGGUCUGCAGACAGCCGUUAGGGAAUCUUCCGAGCUGAAGAGGCAAGAAAUUGCUCGUCAAGUUCACGCACAAAUCCUGCGUGAACAGCUUCACCAGGGAUCCAGUUCCGUGUGGUCCUCCCAGGAAGACAUGAGCGUCGGCAGCAACUGCUUGAGCACCAACGUAGCCUCCCUACCGCAGUUUCGCUACGCUGCUUCUCACACUGCUGAUAUCCGCAAUAGCUCCCGCAUUGGGAGAUCCAUUAGCAGCAGUACUCGCCAGUCUCCCCGCCAAACGGUUACGAAACGUGCGGUCAGCGAGAGUCGAGCUCUUGAAAUGCGGAACAGUAGAACUGAUAUCACAGAGCCUUCCCUCACAACCCAGGAUUCAUCAGGCCAACGUUCUCUCGGCAUGUGGCGAGCAGCGAACGAUCUGUUCGCUCAUAUUGGAACAGAAGCUCACGCCAAGAUUUCCGUGCUCCUAAAGGUGUUAGGAAACAGCGGAAAAGAAGAAGAACACGCUGCAGACAUAGGAAUAGAUGAUGAAGAUAACUUUGAGGCCAGGGAUGCGCGCAUUGGCGCGUCGCGAGAAAGCUUGUUACUGAUGAAGUUUAAGGACAAGAAUUUGGAGGCUCGGUACAGGACACACUUUUACAACAAUAAGUCCAAUAUCAACACUAUUGAGCAGGCUAUCAUCAUAUUUCUAGUUGCUUUUGCCGUCCAGACGCUGGUGCGGCUCUGCCUGCCGUGGAAUUACACUGAAGUGGUUGACGGCGUCAAGUACACAAUUAAGGUAUCCUCGCGGCUGUAUUGGGGAGUCCGCGCCACGUAUACUUGCGUUGCCUUUCUUCUAUGGAUCCUCUUCCACUACCGUAAUAGGGGCGAGGUAGCGUCGCGGCUCGAAAUCCGUUGGAUGGUAUUUUUGCUAAACAUUCUAUUUAUUUCUGCGGCCUGCGUGUUCGCCCUGAGCAACAGUUGGAGUACUGAAACAACAACUCGACAGUCGGCCACUAGCUUUUCAAGUGGAACUGCCGCUUCAGUGCUGUCUCCAGGGGUUGCCCUUGAGACAUCGGCUCUGGGAACGGACAUGCUGACGUACAUAGGUGGUAUUAGCAGCGUGCGAAUGCCUAGCAAUGUCGCCCAGCAGUCACCUGUUGCCUUCCUGACAGGAAAGUCUCCACGUUCAGGAUUGACUUACAAGGAAAACUGCCCGACUGGAGUGUGCCAGACUUCGUCGCCGACUGAAGAAGCGCCACUCAUAUGGCGGCGGCUGGGAGCCGAAAGUGGUUCUACAGAACCAUCCUCAGUUACCGUAACAGUGGAAGUUCCAGGGCAGAGAGGUGCAUCUUUUUGGUUAGUUGCGGAUAGCGUUGAGCUCUUCUUUUACGUCGUUAUUCUACACCACAACACGGGACUUCUUUUCCAAAACUGUAUUCUCUUCGACAUCUUGCUUCUCACCACGUGCUUGACCUUCAUUCUCACUGCAGCUGUUUCUACGUCUAACACCAUAGGGAUGGUCGUUAACUUCCCGUGCUACGUUUUUUUCAAUUUGGUUAGCGCCUAUUGGAAGGAAUAUAUUGAUAGGCUAACCUUUUACGUUAAUGAGCACGCGAAGACGACGGAGGGACGAGCAACGCAACUCCUUAACGACAUGUUGCCAAAACAAGUACUGGAGGAGUUUCAGCAGGAUAAGCUUCGGCUUGCCUACACGCAUGACAGAAUGACAUUUCUGUUUGCUGAUAUUUGCGGCUUCACGAGUUGGGCAAAGAAUGUCGACGCCUGCGAAGUGGUGACGAUGCUACAAAAACUCUUUGCCAAGUUUGACCGUGACAGCACCAAGUACAAGCUGUACAAGCUGUGCACUAUUGGUGACGCGUACGUAGCAGUCAGCGAACCAGUGACGGAAGAUAACGAGGACUACGACCCAGUGGAGGGCACUGGCUUGGUGCUAACUAUGGCUCAGUCCAUGAUCACCAACAUCCAGGAAGUUCGCGAAAGACUGAACAUUCCCAGUCUGAAUAUGCGCAUUGGCUUGCACUAUGGGACUUGUGUUGGCGGGGUGAUUGGAUCUGGGAGGCUGCGGUACGACUUGUGGGGGAUGGACGUUCUCACGGGCAACAUGAUGGAAAGCAACGGUCAGCCUGGAAAGGUCAAUGUUAGUGCAAUUCUCCGAGACUUCCUGUUAAAGCAUUUCCCUGGGAAGUUCCAAUUCCGAUUCAACAAGAGCGUGUGUGUCAUCAACAAGACAGUAGAUUCGUACAUCAUACACCCCGCAGGUGAAGCGACCGAUGAGGAUGCGAUAGCUCAGCCCGACGGGGCUGUGCUGCCCCCUCAAGGAGUUGCAGCACCAGUACCACGGCGAGACGAUUCUAGCAGACAAGACAUUCGCGGAAGAGUUUCUCGACGGGGGUCCAUUAUUGGUCUACAUCGCGCGCUUGGACGUAGAUGCAGCGUCCGCGGUGGCUUUGAGAGCAGCGCCCCGACAGAAUCUCCUCGCGUAAGUGGGCCCAGUGUCAGCAGGCCUGCAUCGCGAACCAGCAGCCGCCCUAGUCUUGUACCACAGGAGGAAGCCGUAGACGAGGGUUUUAACAGGCAACAGCGUGACGUGGAGGGUGUGGCAACUGGAGGUGCCGGUGGUGCCCCGGAGAACGUCGCAUUGCAGACACUGAAAAAGGCGAGCAGCGCGGGCCACUCAAGUGGCGUGGGCAUGCAACCUAUUUCUGAGGAAGGAGCAGCUCUCACGCCAAGUCCAGACUACAAUAGCGAGAGCUCUCCAGAAAUAUACUAG
Eimeria necatrix is the source of this 7074-nucleotide messenger RNA. RefSeq names its product adenylate and guanylate cyclase catalytic domain-containing protein, putative. Bases 1 to 7074 code for a protein of 2357 amino acids. The transcript is spliced from 53 exons. The record is from RefSeq and is a predicted model, not a curated record. Gene Ontology annotation, molecular function: ATP binding; ATPase-coupled intramembrane lipid carrier activity; ATP hydrolysis activity. Gene Ontology annotation, biological process: cyclic nucleotide biosynthetic process; phospholipid translocation; intracellular signal transduction. Gene Ontology annotation, cellular component: plasma membrane. NCBI's taxonomy places the organism in Eukaryota, Apicomplexa, Conoidasida, Eucoccidiorida, Eimeriidae.